AUGGACGCAACAAUUGAGUGGCUCGGUUGGACCACGUUUCGCAUCAAGGUCAACGGUCUCGUCAUCUUUUUGGACACAUGGCUAGACCGCCCCGAAGGGAUGCCCAAAGUGUUGGAUAUCGACGAUGUGACUGAAGCGGAUUACAUCUUCAUCUCACACGCACAUUUUGACCAUCUACCCGGAGCCGAUAAGAUAGCAAUCAAGACGGGAGCACACGUUAUCGCCAACGGUGAAGCUAUCAACGCCCUCCGAUCCGCUGGAGUCCCCGAGGAUCAGUUGAUACCAGUGGCUGGUGGCGAGCGCAUCCCUCUUUUCACUCUCGAGACUCGUCAUGCCGCGGCUCGUGGUGAAGUCGGCAUCGUUCCUGGGCCACCAGGUGCCCCUACUCGUCCAGAUCCUAGUUUGGCAGCAGCUUCCGUCCACGUCUGGCCUUCACUGCACUGCCUGUUGCCAGGCAGCUCGCCCGCCGACUUACCAGAAGUUAUGGAUACUGGAAAGGAGUAUAUCGGGGGAGCAAGCCAGUACGCUUGUACUCUUGACAUCACUUUCAUGCUGAAACACGGCCUGCUCAAGCUAAGCGACCAUAUGCCUCGUGAAGCUAUGGAUGAGGGCAUGCGCUCGUUCGUCGACUGGAUUGAUAGCCCGGCGAGUAAAUGUUCUUCUCCUUUUGACGGAGGGCAGCUAAUGUUCAACUUUCUCUUCGGGGAGGGUAAAACCGUGCUUUGGAAUGGGCAUCUUGGCAUGUACGCCGGAAUACUCAAGACACUGCAGCCACAGCCAGACAUACUGAUUCAGGCUAUUGCGGGGCGGGGGAACUUGAACGGGAGACCGUUUGAUGGAUCAGCGGCCCAGUUUGCGGUGAAGUUGUCGAAACUGCUAGGAGAGCCGAAGAAGGUAAUCUGGUGUAUGCACGAGGAUCAGCCGGUCUCGCCACGACGGUUAGUACUAGCACCCGCUACAGAAGCAAUGGAGAAGGAAACUAGUUCCAAGGUGACUACAUUACAGCUGGGUGCAUUGGAUAGACUUUUCUAA
Molecule: messenger RNA, 1032 nt
Organism: Fusarium proliferatum ET1
Lineage: Eukaryota; Fungi; Ascomycota; Sordariomycetes; Hypocreales; Nectriaceae
Exons: 3
Coding region: 1-1032 (343 amino acids)
Source: RefSeq, a predicted model, not a curated record